AAUUAUUUCAUUGCAGUGGGCUGCAAUACUCGUGCCAGUUUGUGGACAAAAAAUGGCUCGACCGAACAUGUUGGGUGCGACUCAAUUUGCUCCAACGGUAGUUCCAUUAGUAAUAUUCGGCUUGGAAAUGGUGCAUGCUCUGGUAAGGACUGUUGUCAAGAUAUGUACUGGCCUCCCUCACUUCAGGUUUUCAAUUCAACUUUCGAGUUAAUAGAGGGUAAACAAGGAAGUGACGGGCGUAAACUGGCCUUCCUAGCAGACAUGGAUUGGUUUUAUUCCAAAAUAUGGAGUCCCCAAGAAAUCAACAAAUUGCCAAGUACUGUUCCUAUGUCGCUGGCUUGGAUACUAAAUAACAAUAGUUGGACAUACAACAAAGAUACCAUGGACGAUAAUUGCUACGUAACGCAAAUAAAUAGUACGACAAAUAUGACAGCCGGACGUUGUUCUUGCUCAGAAGGUUAUGAGGGCAACCCUUACCUUCAAUGCAGAGACAUUGAUGAAUGUGAAGACCGAAACAAUACUUGCCAUGGAUUGACAAGAUGUGUGAAUACAAAAGGGUCGUACAAAUGCGAACUUCAUCCUUUAUGGUUUACUAUCUUUUUUUGUUAUCGGUCUGGCCCUUGGAGUACUGUUCUUGCUCAUUGGUGCUUGGUGGAUGUACAAACUUUUCAAAAGAAGGAAGAGCAUUCAGUUGAAGAAGAAGUUUUUCAAACGGAAUGGUGGUCUCUUAUUGCAGCAGCAAUUAUCCUCAAGUGA
Populus trichocarpa (black cottonwood) is the source of this 756-nucleotide messenger RNA. RefSeq names its product wall-associated receptor kinase-like 8. The transcript has 3 exons. Lineage: Eukaryota; Viridiplantae; Streptophyta; Magnoliopsida; Malpighiales; Salicaceae. Gene Ontology annotation, molecular function: calcium ion binding. The coding region runs from base 163 to 756 and encodes 197 amino acids. The record is from RefSeq and is a predicted model, not a curated record.